This is a messenger RNA of Tympanuchus pallidicinctus (lesser prairie-chicken), 3018 nucleotides long. RefSeq names its product aquaporin 9 (gene AQP9). Bases 403 to 1167 code for a protein of 254 amino acids. The record is from RefSeq and is a predicted model, not a curated record. Lineage: Eukaryota; Metazoa; Chordata; Aves; Galliformes; Phasianidae. Gene Ontology annotation, molecular function: urea transmembrane transporter activity; glycerol channel activity; water channel activity. Gene Ontology annotation, biological process: water transport; glycerol transmembrane transport. Gene Ontology annotation, cellular component: basolateral plasma membrane; plasma membrane. The transcript is spliced from 7 exons.
CCAGUAUAAAUAGAAACAUGCUCAGAGAAGGCACAGGAUGGAAAACUCAUGAUGAAUUGUUAGGGCAUGUUGCGUUGGUUCUGUCAAUGCCUGCAGUCAGAUGAUUUCACUGGCUGUACAGGAUGAAAUCUCAUAUUUCAAUGUAUAAGUAAAAGUGUCAAAGUUCAGCUGAAGCAGGGACGAUUACAGAGCAAAUUUUGUGUGUAUUUGUAGCCAGGGCACCAGAGCAAUAGAAGAAGCCAAAAUGAGCCGGAAAAACAAAAGGAGUUUAAAGGAGAAAUUUGCCUUGAAGAACAGCUUGGUUAAAGAAGCCCUUUCAGAAUUCCUGGGAACUUUUAUACUGAUACAGCGUGGUUACUGCCUGACAAACACUGCACAGUCUUGAAUGAAUUGCUCCUGUUUAUGGCACUUGGAUGUGGAUGUGUGGGGCAGGCUGUCCUCAGCCGAGGAGCCCAUGGUGGGACCAUGACAGUAUCAGUUGGAUUUGCAAUGGCAGUCACCAUCGCAGUGUAUGUGUCUGGUGGAGUUUCUGGUGGUCACAUAAACCCUGCUGUUUCAUUAGCCAUGUGUGUGGCUGGAAGAUUAAAAUGGACCAAAUUGCCAAUUUACAUAUUAGCACAACUCCUGGGAGCAUUUGUAGGAGCAGCGGCUGUCUUUGGGAUUUAUCACGAUGCCUUUAUGGAGUAUAGCAACGGAACACUUGAAGUCACAGGACCUUAUGCAACAGCACAUAUCUUUGCAACAUACCCAGCUCCAUAUCUAUCCCUCAUAAAUGGAUUUGCAGAUCAGGUGAUGUCAACAGCUGUUCUUCUUCUGGUUAUAUUUGCUAUUUUUGACACCAGAAAUACCGGAGUACCAAAGGGCCUGGAGCCAGUUGUAGUAGGACUGCUUGUAAUUGUUCUUACUUGCUCUUUGGGAAUGAACAGUGGCUGUGCCAUGAAUCCAGCCAGGGACCUCGGCCCCAGGCUCUUCACAGCUAUUGCAGGAUGGGGAAUGGAAGUAUUCACGGCUGGAAAUAAUUGGUGGUGGGUCCCUGUAGUUGCACCUAUGCUGGGAGGAGUACUUGGAGCUCUUACCUAUAUAGUUUUUAUUGAAAUUCAUCACUCAGAUAAUCAGCAAGGAGAAGAAAAGGACGUAUAUGAUAAAUACGAACUGACAAACAUGUAACGAGAAAUUAAGAAUUUUCUUUCUGUUUUUGUUGUAUAAUUUUUAAUGCAAAUGAUUCUUUGGACCAUUUUGUGAAACCCAUAUGUCUCCAUUAGAAAUCCACACUAAAAAGCAAAAAAAAAAAAAAAAAAACCAAAAAAAAUUAUAUAGAAAACAAGCUCAAAACUGAUCUCUGCCCUUGAAACAUAGGGCUGACCACAUUCAAAUUUGGGAAUGAAGUUACUGAAGCGAGACAUGAAAUGUUGUUCUUUUCGUACAGUAUUCAGAGCAAGUUAUCUCCUACCUGAAAUUGUAAGAUGAUACACUGCUCUGUUAAUUCAACACAGAUCUUAAUCAUGCUUCCUAAUUAACUGAAAAUAGAUGAGAUUGUUAUGAAACUGCUUGCAAAGGUAGUUAAUUGGAUCAGUGCUGAAUUAAUAUCUAAGAGCACAUCUCACUUCUUAUUGCUGUUACUUAAGAAUGGUUUGCUUGGAAAGAAAAAAGCAAGAUCUGAACUGCCUAAACAUCAAGUGAGUAGCUUUAAAUAACUUACUAAAUUUUUAUGCAGCCACUGGUUGGACAGUGAAGAAUCAGCUCAUCAGUGAAGCAGCUUAGUAAUUCAGAAUAUGAACACAAAAGCUGAAAAAUUGUUAUGGGAUCAACACCAAAUAGACAAAGCUGUACUUCUGCAUGGGUUUUUUGGGGAAAUAACAUCCAGUUAUUUUUACUGCUUACUUGACCUUUAUGUUACUCAGUAUUGAAAACUUAACCUAGAAUAUUAAUCUCAACCUGUCCUGCUAUGCUUUCUGGAUAAAUUUCACUCCUGUGGAGAUGGGCCAGCAGUAGAGAUUUAUACUUACACAGGGGUUAGCACGAGGCCUAUGUCUGUCUAAGCUUUCAGGAGGUCUGCUGCUGCUGAUCUACAUGGGAGGACUUCAUCUGCUUAGCAGGAGAAAUUUUUAUUUUGGUAGCAAUAAUCACAAUUAGAAACUGAUCUCUUACCUACUCCUGGAUCUGAAUUCCCCAUGGAAGGUCAGCUCAACAUCAGAAUUGUGAAGCACGGGUUCUGUCUGGCUAAACAGAAGUGGUUGGAUAUAUACUGCUUCCUAAAUACUUAGCUGCCUUAUGUCACGAUCAUGGCCAAGUUUAACCUUUGAAAAAUGAAGUUAUUUCUGCUUGAUCGUUGUGAAUUUAAUGUAUCCAAUACAUUCUAACUUCCUUUCUAAUCACAUGCGUACAUAUAUACAUGCACAAAGUUGGUGGUGGUCAUGAAUAGAUAGACAUCCACUAUGGUAAUGCUCCUGAACUAUGUUCAAGGCAAAGCUCCAGGGUACUGAUCAAUGCAUCCACUUUAGGGCUCUAUUCCCUUUGGAUUUCUGCAGGUCUGCUCCCUAGAAUUCCACUCUAUUUUCUCAUUUCAUUCCUGAAGAAAAGAACCUUUCAUAUGCUCAGUAACAGCCUGUGCACUUCAGUGUGAUAUCCACAGAGGUGAUUUGGAAAAAACACUGCGAUCAGAAUCAGCAUCAGAAUUUGGGCAGGCCAGGCCUGUGUCGCUGUAUGUCUUUCUGCUCUCCGGUAUGCCAUGCCAAAUUAAUUGCAGCACAGUUAUAGAAUUAGCAGCUCAAGCAAAGCUUUGCUUGCAAUAACUCUGAAGUCAUAUGAUGCUGUAUGCAUCAAAACAUUGAUGAUUAUUUGAAAAGCCACAAUAACAAAAGGGGAAGUUUCAGAGAGUCAAUCCUCUAUUUAUCUGAAACAAGGCAAAAUGCAGGAGAAUGAAGAGUACAAUGUGGAAAUUAUUCUUAACUGCAGAACUUACAUUGACAGCAUAGACAAGCAAGUUCAUCUGUCCUGUAUACACUGCACUACAUAAAG